Messenger RNA from Pieris rapae (cabbage white), 841 nucleotides. RefSeq names its product transmembrane protein 222. The transcript has 5 exons. Lineage: Eukaryota; Metazoa; Arthropoda; Insecta; Lepidoptera; Pieridae. The coding region runs from base 197 to 751 and encodes 184 amino acids. The record is from RefSeq and is a predicted model, not a curated record.
GACUAAGCUAGUUAAAAAGUAAAAACUCACAAAAAUCUACCAGAACAACAACAAACGAAUGACAAAUUGACAACAACAUUUCGACCUGUCAAAAUUAGUUCCAAAAAUCACCGCGCGACUUCUUUCAUGAAAAGUAAAAAGUCUUCAGAUAUAGUUUCAAUGACAUAGAUGGCAAUGGGUAGGGCUUUUAUUUAGCAUGAAAGAUAUGUUUGGUGAUCUGAGUCCUGGCGUUCCAAUAGACCGCGACCAAACCGUCCUAAUGGACAGUAUUGAUCACUCUCGAGCCCGUUACCCUUAUUGCAUAGUUUGGACCCCUAUACCAGUACUAACGUGGCUAUUCCCAUUUUUGGGCCAUAUGGGAAUCUGUAUGUCAAACGGAAUCAUACGAGACUUUGCUGGGCCUUAUUUCGUAUCAGAAGAUUUAAUGGCUUUUGGAAACCCAACCAAAUAUUGGCAACUAUCUCCACAAAAAGCAUCUAAUGGUCCAGCAGGCUGGGAUGCAGGAGUAAUUGAAGCUUCAGAGAUUUAUAAAAAGAGAAUGCACAUAAUAUUCUAUGACAAUUGCCAUUCCCAUGUAGCAACGGCAUUAAAUAAAAUGAAUUAUGGAGGUUGCAAGAAUUGGAAUAUGGUAAAACUAGCAUUCUUCAUGAUACCAUAUUCUAAAUAUGUUAGUUUUGCAGCAUUAUUAAAGACAUGGCUACCAUUCUGUUUAAUAGCCUCAUUUAUUUGUGGGUUGGCUGCAAUCAUAUAGACCAUUUGUUAAUGUAUUUGCACUGGCAAUUUCAAAUAAAUUGUAAUAAAUGGCUAAAUUUAAUAAAGGUUAACUUCAAUUUACAUUCAA